CACCGAAGCGGAGAUGGAGGGGAUGGCGGGGCUCAGCCAGGAGGCGGUGCUGCGCUUCCUCGCCCAGCACGAGGGCCGAGUCCGCAACACGGAGCUGGUGGAGCACUUCAAGGGCGCCCUGGGCGGCGAGCCCGAGCAACGGGCCCGCGCCCGCGAGCGCUUCAAGCAGCUGGUCAACGCCGUGGCCACUGUCCGCACCGAUCCCGCCGACGGCGCCAAGUACGUGCACCUCAAGAAGAAGUUCAGCGCCGGACGCCCGCCGGCUCCCGCCCCGGAGGAGACCGGGGAGCCCCCGCCGCCCCCCGACGGCGACGCCGCCCCUCCCGCGGCCCUGCGGGGUCUGCCGCGGAUCUCGGUGACCGCGGAGCCAGGCCAGGACGAGCCGGGGGCGGGGGAGCCGCCCAGGCCCGGGCAGGUGCCACCCCAGAGCACCGAGGUCCGUCGGAGAAACUCGCGGCGCGGUGUGCAGCCCCUACCCCGGGUGCAGCCCCCCGGGCUCAGCGAGGAGCUGGAGCCGCCGGCCCCCGCCUGGGAGGAGGCGGAGGGGGGCAGCUCCCCCGGAGGGGCCACCACCCCGAGGUCCGCCCGCAAGAACUUCCGAGACAUGGUGAUGGGCAGCUCCCCGCAGAUGAAGAGGAGCUUCUUUCCCGGGGGCGGCAGCCAAGCGAGCUCCUCCGGGGGAGGGCGCGGCAGAGGUGGCGGGGACUCGGACAGCGCCUCCCUGGCGUCGUCGGCGGAGGAGGAGAGCGGCGGCGGGGGCUCGGUGACGCUGGACCCCCUGGAGCACGCCUGGAUGCUCUCGGCCUCAGACGGCAAGUGGGAGAGCCUGGAAGGGUUGCUGACCUGCGACCCCAGCCUCCUGGCCAAACGGGACUUCAUCACCGGCUUCACCUGCGUGCACUGGGCCGCCAAGCACGGCCGGCCGGAGCUCCUGGCCAUGUUGGUCAACUUCGCCAACAAGCACCAGCUCCCGGUGAACAUCAACGCCAGGACGACCGCUGGUUACACCGCCUUGCACCUGGCCGCCAUGCACGGGCACGUGGAGGUGGUGAAGCUGCUGGUGGGGGCCUACGACGCGGACGUGGACAUCAGGGACUACAGCGGGAAAAAGGCCUCGCAGUACCUGAAUCAGAGCGUCGCUGAGGAGAUCAAGAGCCUGGUGGGAGCCCUGGACGAGGUCGACGCGGAGAGUGCUGGGGGCAGUGGAGGUGGGCGCUGGAGGCUCUCCAAGGUGCUCCCCUCUCACCUCAUCACCUACAAACUCUCGCACGCCCUAGAGGAUGGAGGGGAGCACCAUCACCAUCAUCACCACCACCACCACCACCACCAGGCCGAGGCAUGGGCUGGAGGCAGAGCAAAAGAUUCCGGUCGCAAAGCCUCGGGCAGCUCUAGUGGGCGAUUGAAACCCAGACUCAACAAAAUCCGUUUCCGAACCCAGAUCAUCCACACCACGCCCUCCUUCAGAGACCUGGAGCAACCGCUAGAGGAGGAGGAGGAAGAGGAGAGGUCUCUGAAAAGCCACUCCUCGUCCUCGUUCAAACUGAGACCGAAGUCCAACGUGUUUGGGUAAAAAUAACUUCCCUUUAGGAAAACAUAGGCAUAGUCUUAGGGAAUAGACUACGGGGCAUGGGCAAGGACGGGAGGCCAGGAAAGACUAAGCCUGAAUUCCGGCUAGAAGGGUUGAGCCGGUGAAGGAAGUAGUGGCAAGGUAGUCGGGCUUUCUGCCUGUGUGCAGAUUUUCCAUCUAGCAUCCCUGGCAAAGUGGACUUUGCCUUGACCUGUGCCUUUCCUGCGCACUUCCCUUCUGGCCCUGGAGCCCAUUAUUCUAAGGACCAGAAAUAUGUCUAAAGUAGGGGGGAGGAGGGCAGGCUUUCCUUUGACCCUUGCCUACAAGACCCCUGGUUGGGUACUGGUUAUACAUUGGGCUGCUUAACUGCAAGGUCAGCAGUUUGAAACCACCAGCGGCUGCGAGGGGGAAAUUCCAGGCUUUCUACUCCAGUAAAGAGUUAGUCUCGAAAACCCACUUGGGCAUUUCUAAACCCUGCCCUACCGGUCGCUGUGAGUCAGCUUGGACUCUGUGAUAGUGAGUUUUGAGUUUUUAAAAGUUGGUUACACUUCCAAAUGCAACAGGAACUGCGCAUUGUAAUGAAAUUGAUAGUGUUACAGAGGUGAGCCAAACUACCUGCUGCCCUUAUUUAUUUACUAAUGGCAUUCCAUUGUUAAGGUACUACUGAAGGCCAGAGUUGAGAUGCAAAAGUACUAAUUAGAAUAAUGUGAAUAAAAGUGGAAAUCUCGUUUGUACCGGAUUUGUGUUGUAAGUAGCAGUACAUUUUUUUUGAAGCAGUUUCAGUUUUUAAGACUGAUGAAAAAGGCAACUUUCACUUUAACUUAAUCUGUAACCCAGUUUCUGUGUAACUCUCACACCACUACACUUGAUAUUAAGUUACUUUAAUAGUAAUACAGUUUUGUCAUUAAAAGAACACUCAGAUCCCACAGUAUAUUUCAACAAAAUAGUGCCUAUUGUUCUGAAUUGCAUUGGUUAUUUUGCUGCUCUAAAAGUGUAACUUGGCCAGGGUUCUGUUCUGGGGACCCUAGAAGCCUCGGUCCUUUUUGGCAUGACCCGCCCUACUUGAUGGUGCUUAGAGUUGCAUUGCCUAUAGAAACCGAUUCUGGUUUAGAUGGUUAGCGAAUUGGCAUAAAUGUUAGUCCUAUGCUUCUGUGAAGUAAUUUUUAAAUCAAUGAUUUUCACUUUAAGGUACACUUUUUAUUUUUACUACACUAAGAAAUAAGAUACAUUCACAGUUUCUAUGCUUUACAGCAGUUCUUACCAAUGUUUAGGUUUUAUGACAAUUCCUUGAAUCGAUUAGAAAUCUAUGGUAACGUUACUGAAAAGCUGGGUAGUAAAUUCGCCCUGUUAAAGAUAGCACUUUAUCAACAGAAAAGAGAAAGAGAUGAGGCUAUCUCCGGACUACUUACCUGCUGCUGACUAUUGAAUCCCUUGUGUAUCGAGGGAAAGCACCGCCCUUUAGUAAUGAAAGACAUAGUCUAAGUGUGCCUCUUAAUUAUAUUUCAUUCACAUUUGUUGGAGUAAAUGGCCUUAUAAUUACUUUAAUAUUUAACUCACAAACAUGUCUGUAAUGAGGUUAUAAACAACUUUCGUGGGGGACUAAUUUGAACAAGUCCUUAUCCCUGGGCCUUUUUGGUCUCAUAAUCGCUGAGAUAUAAUUACCUGCAGCCUAUAGAGAGAAAGCAGAUAAGGUAACAGCUCACAAAGUGAAUGAACCGGGUUGGCACUUCAGGGCUGCAGCAUUUAGAGUUCUUGGGUGUAUUUCCCAUGCCCCCAGUCAGAAAUUUGUAUCAGAUGUGCCAUUGCCUUUCUCUCGCUGGCAAUGAUAAAUGGAAAAUAAAUCACAUAAAACUAGUGCACAUAUACGUGCCUUUAUCCCUAUUUCAGGGUUAUGGAGAUGGUUAUGGACAUUUGAGAAGCACUUUUAUCUGCAUAUGUGGGUGAAAAAAAAGCCUACUUUUAUAUUUUAAAAAUCGGUGAAAAGGUGACAAAGUUCUGUGGUGAAAAGUAGUGAUUUGUUCUGAAAUAAAUAAAUAUACACACACACACACAUCAAACAUGUAUCUAGUCCAGAAUACAAUUUUCCGGUGAGGAAUCUGAACUUGCAUUGACGUGUAAGCUAAGGUGAACUAUAAAGAGUAGAAGCGUCAGAACCAUCUAAUUGUCCUAUUGGGCGUUCACUAUUCAUCUUCUGUGUGUGUGUUAGUAACUAAUUGCACAAAAGCUAUUCCUUCCCAAAUCUUUGCCAGUUGAGUCAAAAUUUCAUUUGCUUGCUUUUCCCAUGAAAGGCUUUUAUCUUUCCGUUGAAUAUUUUAAAUGAUAAAAUUAUCAUUCCUGAGGGAAACUGCUUCCAACCUUCAUUCUUACUUUGUGGUUGCGUGCAGUAGAGUGUAGCAUUUUCAGCCACAUAAGUUUACAUUCCUAUUGUCCAAUUUCACAUUCAAGAAACUAUAAAAAGCAAACGAUUGGUGUAACUUGUAUUUGCAGGGUUGUGUCUACCAUUAAUGGAAAUGUAUGCAUCAGAUACUUAGAUGUGUAUUGAUAUAAAAAAGUGUGUGUGGUUUUAAAAAGUACAUAUGCCCAUAUGUUUCUUACAGGUGCACUUGAACCUCGUGAAUGUUUGUCACAGUUUGGUUCAAUUUUAUGGUAUAAAAUGCAACAAGCUUAUUUAACUUGAAAAUUUGGUACAAUUGUUCUUGCCUGUGCCUGUGAAAAUGUAAGAGUCCAGAAUGUCUUGUCAUAUAUUUUUUUUUAAAGGUGAACCUUGGAGAGUUUGAGAAUGUAAAAUUUGUCUACAAAGUUAAUUUUGUUGAAAUAAAAGCCCACUAGAAUUUUCCCGUCA
Molecule: messenger RNA, 4409 nt
Organism: Echinops telfairi (small Madagascar hedgehog)
Lineage: Eukaryota; Metazoa; Chordata; Mammalia; Afrosoricida; Tenrecidae
Gene: SOWAHC
Product: sosondowah ankyrin repeat domain family member C
Exons: 2
Coding region: 14-1570 (518 amino acids)
Molecular function (GO): protein binding
Source: RefSeq, a predicted model, not a curated record